AUGGAGGCGAUAUGGCUGUACCAGUUCCGACUCAUCGUCAUUGGGGACUCGACGGUGGGGAAAUCGUGUUUGAUCCGGCGGUUCACAGAGGGACGCUUCGCCCAGGUGAGCGACCCAACAGUCGGCGUAGAUUUCUUCUCUCGCCUGGUGGAGAUCGAGCCGGGGAGACGGAUCAAGCUACAGAUCUGGGACACCGCGGGACAGGAGCGCUUCAGGUCCAUCACCAGAGCCUACUAUCGUAACUCGGUGGGCGGGCUCCUGCUGUUUGACAUCACAAACCGUCGCUCCUUCCAGAACGUUCAUGAUUGGCUAGAGGAGGCCCGGAGUCACGUCCAACCACACAGCAUCGUGUUCCUAUUGGUCGGACACAAGUGUGACCUGGAGCCUCAGCGUCAGGUGACUCGUCAGGAAGCUGAGAAACUCGCCGGCGCCUACGGGAUGCGUUACGUAGAAACCUCGGCCCGCGACGCCAUCAAUGUGGAGCACGCCUUCACGGAGCUGACCAGGGACAUCUUCCACCUGGUGAGGAGUGGUGACAUCACUAUCCAGGAGGGCUGGGAAGGGGUGAAGAGCGGCUUCGUCCCCAACGUGGUCCACUCCUCCGAGGAGGUCACCAAGAGCGACCGGCGGUGCCUCUGCUGAUCUGGAGGGAUCACUAGAGAGAUCCCUGACUCAAGCCUGGUUUCACCUGGGUCCUCCUGGAUCCAUUUCAGCUCUCUAGUUUAGCAAUUUCCCUCUGCUGAUCUGCAUCAGGAUGGAGGGAUC
This is a messenger RNA of Salvelinus namaycush (lake trout), 765 nucleotides long. RefSeq names its product ras-related protein Rab-39B-like. Gene Ontology annotation, biological process: Rab protein signal transduction. Gene Ontology annotation, cellular component: Golgi membrane. Bases 1 to 642 code for a protein of 213 amino acids. Gene Ontology annotation, molecular function: GTPase activity; GTP binding. Lineage: Eukaryota; Metazoa; Chordata; Actinopteri; Salmoniformes; Salmonidae. The transcript has 4 exons. The record is from RefSeq and is a predicted model, not a curated record.